Messenger RNA from Peromyscus maniculatus bairdii (prairie deer mouse), 4340 nucleotides. It is a transcript of the gene Myorg, whose product is annotated as myogenesis regulating glycosidase. The record is from RefSeq and is a predicted model, not a curated record. Lineage: Eukaryota; Metazoa; Chordata; Mammalia; Rodentia; Cricetidae. Gene Ontology annotation, molecular function: hydrolase activity, hydrolyzing O-glycosyl compounds. Gene Ontology annotation, biological process: skeletal muscle fiber development; carbohydrate metabolic process.
CCACCCGCAGGGGCUGUGGCUGCUCAACUUCUGCUGGCGUGGAGAGAGAAUCUACCGGUGGGUCCCUUCUCCCCGUCUUCCGUGUAGGGGUCACUGCGGUGAGUGAGCCCAGCGGGAGGCCUUUGAGGCUUGCGGGGGUGCUGCGCUGCCUGAGGAGCACAGUUCCUGAACUUUCUCUGAUUCCAGCAGGCCAGAUUCAGAUGGGCUUGGUGUGGUGGGUCUAGCUGGGGACUAAUGCCCCAGAACCUUCGAGAGAAGAGCCAGGCCUACCCCCGACACCGACCUAGUAGCAACACAGGCGCUAAAAGUCUCAAAGUCAUCCCAGCAGCAACCAUGUACACUUUCCUGCCUGACAAUUUUUCACCUGCCAAACCCAAGCCCACCAAAGAGCUGAGGCCUCUGCUGGGCUCGGCGUUAUUGGGUCUGCUGCUGGUACUGGCGGCGGUUGUGGCCUGGUGCUACUACAGCGCCUCCCUACGCAAAGCUGAACGCCUGCGUGCAGAGCUGCUGGACCUGAACCGUGGCGGCUUCUCCAUCCGUAACCAGAAGGGUGAGCAAGUCUUCCGCUUGGCCUUCCGUUCCGGGGAGCUGGACCUUGACUCUUGCAGCCGGGAGGGUGCCCUGCUGGGCUGCUCCCGAACCGCCGAUGGGCGCCCGUUGCACUUCUUCAUCCAGACUGUACGACCCAAGGACACCGUCAUGUGCUACCGCGUGCGCUGGGAGGAAACCACACCAGGGCGUGCUGUGGAGCACGCCAUGUUUCUGGGAGACGCGGCGGCGCACUGGUAUGGCGGCGCAGAGAUGAGGACGCAGCACUGGCCUAUCCGCCUGGAUGGCCAUCAGGAGCCGCAGCCAUUUGUCACGAGCGACGUCUACUCUUCUGACGCCGCAUUCGGGGGCAUCCUCGAGCGCUACUGGCUGUCUUCACGCGCGGCCGCCAUCAAAGUCAAUGAUUCAGUGCCCUUCCACCUGGGCUGGAACAGCACCGAGCGUUCGAUGCGGCUACAGGCACGCUACCACGACACAUCUUACAAGCCACCAGCUGGCGGCACCGCAGCGCCAGAGCUCAGCUAUCGCGUGUGCGUGGGCUCAGAUGUCACCUCCAUCCACAAGUACAUGGUUCGGCGUUACUUCAACAAGCCAUCCCGGGUACCAGCAUCAGAGGCCUUCCGAGACCCCAUUUGGUCCACGUGGGCGCUGUAUGGGCGCGCCGUGGACCAGAACAAGGUGCUGCAGUUCGCCCAGCAGAUCCGCCAGCACCGCUUCAACAGCAGCCACCUGGAAAUCGAUGACAUGUACACACCCGCCUAUGGCGACUUCGAUUUCGACGAGGGCAAGUUCCCCAAUGCCACUGACAUGUUCCGCCGCCUGCGGGAGGCUGGCUUCCGCGUCACCCUUUGGGUGCAUCCGUUUGUCAACUACAACUCGUCGCGCUUCGGCGAGGGCGUGGAGCGUGAGCUGUUCGUGCGCGAGCCCACGGGCCGGCUGCCCGCGCUGGUGCGCUGGUGGAACGGCAUCGGCGCGGUACUGGACUUCACGCGGCCGGAGGCCCGAGACUGGUUCCAGGGACACCUCCGGCGCCUGCGCUCACGCUACAACGUGGCCUCCUUUAAGUUCGACGCGGGUGAGGUCAGCUACCUGCCUCGGGACUUCAGCACCUACAGGCCUCUGUCCGACCCCAGUGUGUGGAGCCGGCGGUACACUGAGAUGGCGUUGCCCUUCUUCUCGCUAGCCGAGGUCCGCGUCGGGUACCAGUCACAGAACAUCUCCUGCUUCUUCCGCCUGGUGGACCGCGACUCGGUAUGGGGCUACGACCUGGGGCUGCGCUCUCUUAUCCCCGCCGUGCUCACGGUCAGUAUGCUGGGCUAUCCGUUCAUCCUGCCGGACAUGGUGGGUGGCAACGCGGUGCCGGAGCGCACAGCCGGCCGCCAAGAGGGGCCGGGGCCGGAGCGCGAGCUCUACGUGCGCUGGCUGGAGGUGGCGGCCUUCAUGCCCGCCAUGCAGUUUUCGAUCCCGCCCUGGCAGUACGACGCAGAAGUGGUAGCCAUCGCACACAAGUUCGCCGCUCUGCGCGCCUCGCUCGUGGCGCCCCUGCUGCUCGAGCUCGCUGGUGAGGUCACCGACACUGGCGACCCCAUCGUGCGCCCCCUGUGGUGGAUCGCACCGGGGGAUGAGACGGCCCACCGCAUCGACUCGCAGUUCCUCAUUGGGGAUACGCUGCUGGUGGCGCCGGUGCUGGAGCCUGGGAAGCAGGAGCGCGAUGUCUAUCUGCCCGCCGGCAAGUGGCGCAGCUACAAGGGUGAGCUUUUUGAUAAGACGCCGGUGCUGCUCACGGAUUACCCUGUCGACCUGGACGAGGUCGCCUAUUUCACCUGGGCGUCCUGACCCACUUCAAGACCUAGGAAUCCUACAGUCCUAACCCCAGCCUUCAUGCAGAUUUUUAAUCCUUUACCACACCGGAAUGGUGCACCCUCGGGAAGUCCCCACCUCUAUUCCGCCUAGGAAGUGGGCACUGAUGUAAAAGUGCUCCAGCCAACAGCUGUAGGUGAGACCUGGGAGAAGUACCGAAGCAACCUCCCCCUGUCCCAGUGCACAGUCCUAACAGCCCCCAGUCUUCAGAAACCUCUCCCCUGGGUUGGAGGCCCGAGAACUCAGAGGACAAAGGUCUGUUCUUUCCGUUACACAGGGUCUGGUUUUAAAAGCACACAGAGAAACCUCUCCGUUCCCUGGCCUUUGUAGCCAUCUUUAUCCUCUGAGAUGAGGAACCGAUUCUCUGCAAAAAUUCCCAAAUAGUUUCCUACCAUAUUAGAAAAUGUACCUUUAGCUGGGCGAUGGUGGCGCACACCUUUAAUCCCAGCACUUGGGAGGCAGAGGCAAGUGGAUCUCCGAGUUCAAGGCCAUCCCGACCUACAGAGCAAGUUCUAGGACAGCCAAAGCUACACAGAGAAACCAUGUCUCAAAAAACAACAAAAAGAGAAAAGAAAGUAUACGUUCUUGGUGACAGCAGCUAGGCCCUGAGUUCCCAGCACACACCUGAGCAGUGAUUGACCUGGCCCCAGAUGGAAGAAAGAUACAGAUGUUUGGUUUGGCCAGCUGACAAGGAAGCAAAAGGUCUCUUCCUAAGCAGUAGGGGAGCUGGGCUCGGGCUGGACUAAUUGUCUCUGUGAAGAGACUCAGAACACUGCACUAACCUAUUUGUGUAUAUACUGGACUCAACUUUGGACCCAGCCCUGGGCCAGAAGUGCCUAGCGGGCAGACUUGCAGGGCCAUGCAGGCCAGACUCAUGCCUUAAUUCAAGAACUUGUGUCUAUGUGUGUAUGUGUACACAUACUUGUAUCUGAGAGAGGGGGGAGGGGGAGGAGAGAGGUGCCCACCACGGAUCUCUGAGUAACGAACGGAAUAUCUCUGAGGCUGGAUAAUCCGAGAGGGAGGAGGAUGCAGGAACAAACUCAAGGCUUUGAUUGUUGAGCGCUUUCCAGAUGGUUUCCCUAGGAGAAUGCCAGCCCCAGUUUAAGAGUUCAAAACACGGGUUGGGGACUUAGCUCAGUGGUAGAGCGCUUGCCUAGCAAGCACAAAGCCCUGGGUUCGAUCCCCAGCUCAAAAAAAGAGUUGAAAACACUAGAGCUGGGCUGAGGAGGUGACUCAGGUGCCAACCUGAGUUCAAUCACUGUAGGAAAGAAACAGCCCUUUCAGAUUUCUCAGCUGUCUCACUGUGCACACAUGCUCAAGUGUGGCCUGAAAGGGAGCUGUGUUCUUCCUCCGGCAGUGAUGUGUUUGGCACGUGAGUGACAUUAUACCCUGACACCUGCCAACACAUGUAUCGGGGAAGGUCUUUCAUCUCGGUAAUCCUCCUGCUCUAAGAUCAGCUCCAGCCAGAGUGAGUUUUUCCUGACUCUGUGGCUAAGUCUGGAGGAGUGGUUUGCCAGAGAAGGUGGAAAAUGAGGUGGGGCUCAGCUUCCCUCAGUGGCUCUGGCAACCAAGCCUCUGCCCGAAUCCCUAAUUUCUCUGGGUGAAAAGCCCUGAGCUUCAGGGCUCCCACAGACGCCCGUCUGACUCCAGUGCCAAUUCCUUUGUUUCUUUUCGGUGGCAAGUCGAAGCUAGAACCCAGGCUCCAAGCAUACUAAGCAGCGCUCUUCCAGGGAGCUACAUCCCUGGUCUUGGUUGUCAAUCAGCUGGGUGACCUUGAAUAAGCCCUGAACCCCACUGAGCCUCAGUUUUUUUUUCUAUGUAAAAGUGAUGAUCAUGCCUACCUCCAAGGUCAUUUUAAUAACAAGCACAGAUAUAUGGAAAGUGCCUAGCACAAAGUAGGUGCUCAAUAAAAGAUAGCCAUUGUAGUAGUA